Schizosaccharomyces japonicus yFS275 is the source of this 1235-nucleotide messenger RNA. Its product is annotated as CCR4-Not complex subunit Caf16. Gene Ontology annotation, molecular function: ATP binding; ATP hydrolysis activity; nucleotide binding. Bases 112 to 975 code for a protein of 287 amino acids. NCBI's taxonomy places the organism in Eukaryota, Fungi, Ascomycota, Schizosaccharomycetes, Schizosaccharomycetales, Schizosaccharomycetaceae. The record is from RefSeq and is a predicted model, not a curated record. The transcript is spliced from 3 exons.
GUAACGUCACUCCGUUUUUCCGUAGCACUGGAUAUCCCGUAAAAAACAAAAUUAGUCAAUUUUCACGUUCCGAGCGGUCGUUUGGUUUUUUCCUCUUAACCUACUAUAACAAUGUCUUCGUCCUCUAAUGAUCUUUGCGUUCAUACGGACCAUUUAUCAUACUCUUUUGCACCAAACCUUCCGUUAAGUCUGCACGAUGUUUCUGUCAAGUUCCCAAAAGGCUCCAGAACACUUCUUGUUGGUGCAAAUGGUGCAGGAAAAUCGACCCUGUUGAAACUGUUAGCAGGAAAGACCAUUGCAAACGCAGGAAAGAUUACAGUUAACGGCAGUGACCCCUUUAGAGAGACGAACAGUGGUAUCAUCUAUUUAGGCACUGAAUGGGUAACGAACCCAGUUGUUCACCGUGAUAUGGAUGUCGUUCGUCUGAUUGCUUCUAUUGGAGGUGAUCUCUAUCCUGAACGUCGAGACAAGUUAAUCAAGAUGCUCGACAUCGACCUUCGUUGGAGAAUGCACGCAGUUUCGGAUGGAGAACGUCGUAGAGUCCAAUUGUGCAUGGGUCUAAUUCGUCCAUUCGAGGUCUUGUUGCUUGAUGAAGUUACUGUCGAUUUGGAUGUUUUGGCUAGAUACUCUUUGCUUGAAUUCCUGAGAGAGGAAACACAAUCGAGAAACGCUACUAUCGUAUACGCUACUCACAUCUUUGAUGGUAUUGGUGACUGGCCUACACAGUUGGUUCAUCUCUCUUUAGGAAGAAUAGUUCACUACGGUCCCAUUUCCGAGCUGGUAGAUUCCAGCAUCGUUUCACAAAAAGGCAACAGCAGACUGCUGGAAGUGUGUCUUUACUGGCUUCAACAAGACAGAAAGCUACGUGGCGAUCGAGGUCAGGAGAAUCGUGCUACAUGGGAUGAUGUGAAAGAACAUCUGAACGUUGGUAUCAAUGUCUUCACCGAUUACUUCAAGCGCUCUCGCGGCUUGUAAACCUUAUCUGCUUUUGGUCAUGAAAUUCAUAUCAUUCUUUAAAACUCUGCUCGCUUUCGCUUGCCAGCAAGCUGUCGAGCAAGCCAUGUGCUGUUUCAACAACAGUGAACCGUUUCCUUUGCGUGACAAAUAAACUUUCGUUUGUCAUAAUGCGUGGAUUAUUACCAUUCAUAGUUUCCGUUCCCCUCUCUAAAUCUUGUUUUUUCGUCUGUGGGGACCUGCUAGAGUUGCACAGACCCGUUUUUAGCUUUUCCAAUAAA